UCCGGCGCGCGCGGGCCGCGCCAUGUCGGAUGCCGUUGGGCGCAGCCGGGGCCCCGCCCCGCCCGGCGGCCCCAGCGCCCCGCACUGAGCCCGGAAGCGCUUCCCGGCCGCGCUCUGCCCCGGACCCCUGUCCCUGCUCCAGCCUCCGCUCCCCGCGCCCGCCGGGGCACGCGCCUCUCCCUCUCCCCUUCCUCAGGAGGAGCGGGGGGGCCCCCGCAGCGGGGCCCGGGGCAGAGCCGGGGGGCGGGAAUGCAGCCGCCGGAGCCGCAGCCGCAGCCGGAGCCGAGCCCCCAGCGCAGCACGAAAAUGCCAGAAGCCUCAGAAGACCACAAUCAUUGGAAGGCCUGUUGACUUCCGUUUUCUGGUAAUCUGGAACAUCAUCUAUCUGGCAUGGCGCAGGGCAGCCAACAGCUUGAUGUGCAGGUACUCCAUGAUCUCCGGCAGCGUUUCCCUGAGAUACCUGAAGGGGUGGUAUCUCAGUGCAUGCUUCAGAACAACAACAACCUCGAUGCCUGUUGUCGAGCCCUUGCGCAGGAGAGCAGCAAGUAUUUGUAUAUGGAGUACCACAGCCCUGAUGACACCAGAAUGAAUAGAAAUAGCCUUUUGCACAUUAAUCUGGGUAUUCAUCCUCAUACCAGCUAUCACGCGGGGGAUGGAGCUCAACUUAAUGGUGGUCGUACACUGGUACACAGCUCAAGCGAUGGACACAUUGACCCGCAGCGCACGGCAGGUAAACAGCUGAUUUGCUUAGUUCAAGAACCACAUUCUGCUCCUGCCGUUGUGGCAGCUUCUCCUAGUUACAAUCCAUUUUUCAUGAAUGACCAGAAUAGAAAUGCAGCUACUCCUCCUCCACAGCCACCUCCACAGCCAUCUUCCAUACAACCAGGAAUGAACACGUCUGCUAUGCAAGGCCCUCCCACGUAUAUGCACAUACCUCGGUACAGUACAAAUCCCAUUACUGUUACAGUAUCACAAAACCUCCCCUCUGGACAGAGUGUACCCAGAGCUCUACAAAUUCUUCCACAGAUUCCAAGCAAUCUUUAUGGGACUCCUGGCUCUAUUUAUAUUAGACAAACAUCUCAAAGUUCUUCAGGACGACAGACUCCUCAGAAUACACAGUGGCAUUCAUCGCCACAGGGCCCAGUUCCACAUUAUACUCCUCGUCCUCUACCUGUAUAUCCACAUCAACAGAACUACCAACCUUCUCAGUAUUCUCCGAAACAACCCCAGAUCCCUCAGUCGGCUUUUCGAUCACCACCGGCAUCCCAGUGUCCCUCUCCCUUUGGCUCUCCUCAACACCAAGUUCAGCCUCCUCAGCUGAGUCACCAGAGUUCACAUGUUUUCAUGCCUCCUAGUCCUUCCACUGUACCACCCCAUCCGUAUCAGCAAGCAUCCCAGACUUUUCAAAAGCAAGGUGGUCACUCUGUAUCAUACCUUCCUCCUUUUGCUGGACCGAGUUUAUCCAAAGGUUCCAUGAAUAAAAUAGAAAUUACAGUUGAGCCACCACAAAGACCUGGGACUGCAAUGAACAGAAGCCCUUCACCAAUAAGUAAUCAACCAUCUCAACGAAACCAGCACCCGCUGUAUGCAGCCACUACUCCUCCUUCAGGCUCUCCAUCCAGAGGUAUGUCGGGACAACCCAAACCUCCGUUUAGUGUUAAUCCAGUAUAUAUUACCUACACUCAACCAACUGGACCUGCAGGUGCACCAACACAGUCUCCUCGGGUAAUGGUAUCUCAGCCAAACCCAACCAUUUUUAAAAUCACAGUAGGUCGAGCACCGACUGAGAAUCUUUUAAAUUUAGUGGACCAAGAAGAGCGUUCUGCAGCACCAGAACCUAUUCAGCCUAUUUCUGUAAUCCCAGGAUCUGGAGGAGAAAAAGGAAGCCAUAAGUAUCAGAGGAGUUCUAGUUCUGGAUCAGACGACUAUGCUUAUACUCAAGCCUUGCUGUUACAUCAACGAGCAAGGAUGGAGAGAUUAGCAAAGGAACUGAAGCUUGAGAAAGAAGAACUUGAACGCUUGAAGACUGAAGUCAAUGGUAUGGAGCAUGAUCUGAUGCAGAGGCGGCUUCGAAGAGUCAGCUGUACGACUGCAAUUCCAACACCUGAGGAAAUGACCAGAUUGAGAAGCCUCAACAGACAACUCCAGAUAAAUGUUGACUGUACACUGAAAGAAGUUGAUCUCCUUCAAUCUAGAGGAAACUUUGAUCCGAAAGCCACAUGUAACUUCUAUGAUAACAUAGAGCCUGGUCCUGUUGUGCCACCAAAGCCAUAUAAAAAAGAGCAUCAAAACAGCUCCAAACAGACUCCACGAACUCAGCCAAGAGAUGAAGACUUUGAAGGGGCCCCAUGGAAUUGUGGUAGCUGCACCUUUCUAAAUCACCCAGCACUAAAUCGCUGUGAACAAUGUGAAAUGCCACGAUACACCUGAAAUUCAGGAAGGGGCUGCACUGGGUUUGAACACAGGCUCUCAAGCCAACAGCUGUAAGAGAAGGAAACAUGGGGAACCUUUCAGUCCAUCUGCCCGGCCUUUGCCAGUCAACAAUCUUCAUAUUGCAAGGGGUGGGAGUAAUGUGUUAGGAUGUUUCUGCUUCUGCUGCAUUAGAAAAUAAAUAAAUUAAGGGUUAAAUUCCUUCCCAUUGCAGUGAGCGAAGCAGAAAAUGAAACCUGAAAAUGUAAAAGGAUUAAUUUUGAGAAGAAUGUAUGCAGGAAAGCAAGUAACUACUGGUGUUUAUUCCUGUGGUUAUAGUUACUGCUUAGUGGCUCUAAAAAUAAACAACCCGAAACUACUGUUUUUUAAAAGAAAAUUAUAGGACUCUUAGUAAUGGUGUGAAGUGUUACACUUAACCAGAAAAACUGAAGAGCCAGAGCUGACUUAACCUGGCCACAGCUAGCUGGAAAACAAAGGCUCCCUGUGCUUCUAGAUUGUAAGCUACUGAAAAAGAAGACAGGUAAAUGCAAUGAUAAAUUUUGCAAUGUAUAAAAAACAAGGAGAAGGGUAUUUGUAAUUGCUGCUUUUUUUCAGGGUAACUUAUGUCUACAAAAAAUUGCUGUUUGAAAUAGUGACCUGAGGUGACUAAAUGAGGAACCGUGUGAGUGUAAUAGAGAGUGUAAUCAGAGGUAAUUUUUUACAAUCCCGUUUGCUUGUACAGUGCUCACCUGGCUGUGUCAACACUGGUAAUAAACCAAGAAUGAAUUCUACCACGUUGCAGAUGAAAAUCCUGCUGCAUGCUUUCAUUGGGCCGUCGUGUUUCCAAGCUCAAAGGAUGCUUUUCUAUACAACCAUCUGAGCCUGUGCUCUGCAGCAGCACAGUGACAUAUGCCAAACACAGGCUACUCCAAAUUCCAUUUGGAAGACUUGGGCUCAGCCAUGGUUGUGUUUGAGAAGAGUUUGUACCCAGUUCCUUAGGCCUUCUCAGCUUCCAAUUUGUGAAGAAUUCAUGGUGUUUACAGCACAGAAGGUACUUUGUGCCCCAGAUCAAAGUUAGCUGAAAGAUAAUUAAUCAGCUCUUCAGUAAAGGUUUAUUUGCACAUUAUAAAUAAACCAGCCUGUACAAAAUAGCAGAUGCCAGAUCCUGAAGAAUUACACACAGCAUUCUUUCUAUUUUGAUCAGGAAAUAUUUGUCAUAGGUUAAAGAACACAAGACUUGCAAUUGAAAAUCCUGCUGGUACUUAUCUGCCUAUGAUACACUGUAUUCUAAGGGUGAUGUUCAAUCUGUCUGAAUGCUUCAGGCUGCUGGAAUGAAGCACUCGAUACUUUGUGAUCGAACUUGGGUUUGGGCAGCUGAAUGAUUCUGUGACACAACUGUGUGACUGAGUAUGGUGUUCUGUGUCCUGGUCAGAGGCUGGUACAGUGCAUUUGAGUUUUAUGGUAUAACUUCAUCACAAUUCAGAGAUGCAGCCAAGCACUUCAGCUGAAUUAUGGUAAUUGACUUGGUAAAGCAAAAUUUGCUAUUAACUUUACCAUGAGAGUUUUAAACUACUUCAUUUUAAGCUGUUCUUAGCUAAUGGCAGCCACAUCCAUAUUGUCAAUUACCACAGUUCUCUUGAUGUGUGAUAACAUGCUAAGCUGUGGUAGAACAAUCAUAUGUCUGAAUCCUUAUUUAAAAUAAAGCAGCAUUUGCAAGGGGUGGGUGGAUAUAAACUCAUCUUGACUGCGUUGCUCAAUCUGGUGUCUUCUGUCCUCACAAUUUUAUAAAGACAACAGUAAGAACUGAACUGUUGAUCUUAGAUGAGGAACCAAUAUUUUAUCUGGCAUUUUUCAAUAUGUUCUUGCACUAACUAAAUCUUCAGGAUAAUUUUUAAAUAACCUAGAUCUCCAGCAAUCAGUGUGUACCACUGAUGAGCAAAACAAAGUCAAAGGCAUCAGAGAUAGUUUUCCACCCUUCCUAGUGAUUUACACUACUGUGGGGGGAGCUCAUCACAUUUGGAAGGGGGUAAGCAAGUUACUGUCAAUUACUGUCAGCUGUAAUUGAAAGGCAAAUAUUAAUUUUAUGCAUAUCAGUGGACAGUUUGACAAAACUGAGGACUAGAAAGCAGACGAGCAGAAGCAUUCCUCUUAUCAGCUGUAUAAUGAAUGACUCCAAACAAUACAUGAAGUAACUUCAUGGCUUUUCUAUCCUGAUGCCUUUGUCAUUGUAUUAUUUCAAUUUUCUGUUCCUUUAUACUUCUGGUGAAGUUCUAGAAGCAUUUGUUUUUGCUGGAAUUACAAAAAGAUAGCAACUGAAGUGACAGCAAAUGAGAGUAGGGCUGUCAUGCAAAAAUACAUUGUGCCAUUUUCAGAAAGAAUAGAGGCUACUAUAUUUUGAAGUUAUGUUUUGAAGUUUUGAAGAUGUGACUAUUUGAAGGAGGAGGUGCAAAUAUGCAUUCAGUCCAAAAAUGCCCUGAACUGCAAUAACCGUACACGGAGACUUGCAAAUCUUAGUCCCAGCUUCACCAGGGGAAGAGAAAGAAGGCUGCCACCACAGCAAGGUACUUAUUGGAAGAGUGAGUCAGCGUCAUUAAAUUGAAAAAUAAUUCCUUUCUACCAAUGAUUUUACUUGUUUUUUUUCAAUUACUCUCAUUUGUUGCUUGUACAAACAAACAAAGAAAGAAAACCACCACACCUUCUGUUGUAUUCUUUUAUUUGUAAAUGCCCAUACUCAAACGUUAAUAGUGAAGACUUGACAUGGUGCUUGAAUAUUUCUAGUUUGUUAGAAUGUAAUUGUAUUUUGAAUAUUGGAAGAUCCAUUUUCCUUCUGAAAGCAGGUGAUGCCAUUCAAACCCCAACUGAAUUGUAGAUUAUACCAAAAAGAUUGGUUUAUGGAAUAUUUAUUGAAUGCACAUAAAACCCUAAUGUCAGCUGGCAUACAAAAUGCACUGUAUUGUAUAAAACGUGUAUGUGUGUAUGUGUGAGAAUGUUGGGAUGCUGUUGUGUUGAGUUAAUGCACUACUUGUGUUUUCUUUUUUCCUUAUUGACUGAGCUUUCCCUCAAUCAUGCUACUAGAUUGGUAGAGUUUGUAACUGACUUGGACAUUCAGUUAUUGAAAAUGAUCUCACUGUUCAUUGAAAUUUUAUAAAGCUUAUUUUAUAUUUCCUGUGCUAUUAAGAUGAAUUCCCUUAUAAUUAUAGGAUACUACUGUAGUUCUUUAAAAGUUUAUUUAGAGUGGGGCUUGUGGAAAAAUUAUUCAGAACAUAGUAAACCAAAAGAAAUCCUGAACUUUGGAUCUACUUUUAAUUUGAUGUAAUUAUUAGUCUUGCGUGGGUGAAGAGGAAAGGGGUGGGAAGUCAAGCAAAAGGAAGUACUUUGUAAAAUGUAGUCUUAGAUCAGAUUGAAUUGUGUAUCUGUGUGUCUGUUGUAUGUGUGUGUUUCCCUUGAAAAAUGGGAGGUGUGGUGAAAAGGUGUAAUAAUUCUUAAAAGAGCUGGUCUCAGUACUUUCUGAUUAUGAUAUGCUACUGAAUCACGUUUUUUUUUUAAAAAAACAACUUUUCUCUCAGUAACUUUAUCUCUCCCAGCUAUACAUUUCUCACUUCAGUUUCUAAAUACUUUAAUACUUUUUCAAUUUCUAAAUACUUUUACAUUUAAUAUUGAUUGUAAAAUCCCUUGAAACGGAAAUAGAAAUACUUGAGUUGAAAUGGGGACAAAUUAAAAACAAUAAAGAAUGUUUUAAAAAAGAAUGUGAGAAUAUUAAAUAUGUUAAAAACAAGCUUGUCAUCAGGAUGAUGGUUCUUCUUUUGAAAUCCAGUGAUGUGCCCUAGAAUGUGAACAUGACUAUCCUGAUGAGAAGUGAAUGGUUGGACAUAAACAAUUCAACAGCCAAUUUGGUACCACAGAAUCGAUGUGCUCUGUACUGCAGUGACUCCAAAUCCCACAAGGAAGGAAGACAUGCACAGAUAUCACAUCUCACAGUCAGUACUGUCUCUGUGUGCAGCUGCAUUUGUUUUCGUUUCAAAAUGUCAAUCUUACAUAAACCCAGACGUGACUGAGUUUUGCCACAUUUUUUCAGUUGGGGCUUUCAUUGCUGUUUAUGUCCAUAAAUUCAAAUAUUUUUCUUGGAAUAAUCAGAAAUCAAUGGAGUUCAUGCAAUAUUAUAAUCCUGGAUUUCCAGUAUCUUUGAAACCAAUUUUAAAAAACUGUGUUCUUGAAACUUAUUUAUUUAUGGUGGCACCAGUGUAUCUAAUCCAUACUUCCUGCUGUGUGAAACCCUGUUAAAUUUUUUCAUUAAAAAAAGAAGACACGAUCUUGUUUAAUCCUGUAUAUAUGGUGUCUACAUUCUAGAUUUGUGUAUGCUGUGAAUGAACUUAUUACUAAGAGAUGAAAUUGUAUAAAAGCAUUCAGAGGCUAUGCAUGCAUGGUACCUCCAGAAAGUGCAUACUCCAAGUUGCAGAUUCCUGCAAAAAUAAAUUAAUAAAACUAAGCAAACAUCA
Poecile atricapillus (Black-capped chickadee) is the source of this 6905-nucleotide messenger RNA. RefSeq names its product TGF-beta activated kinase 1 (MAP3K7) binding protein 3 (gene TAB3). The transcript has 7 exons. Gene Ontology annotation, molecular function: ubiquitin binding. NCBI's taxonomy places the organism in Eukaryota, Metazoa, Chordata, Aves, Passeriformes, Paridae. Gene Ontology annotation, cellular component: extracellular exosome. Bases 391 to 2430 code for a protein of 679 amino acids. The record is from RefSeq and is a predicted model, not a curated record.